CGUGGCUGCACGAGAUGCGUCAGAAAUGGUCGGUGGCCCGUCAUGGUCAGUAAAGCUCGGAAGAAGAGACUCAACCACGGCUAACCUUGUUCUAGCCGAGACUGGUGGUCUUCCUAGCUUUAAAGACCCACUCGAGUCGCUUAUUUCAAAGUUCGAAAAUAACGGGCUUACGACAAGAGACAUGGUUGCGUUAUCGGGAGCUCAUACUAUCGGACAAGCUCAUUGUUUUUCGUUCCAUGACCGGAUAUUUAACAACGAGUCGGAUAUUGAUAGUGGGUUUGCUAGCACUCGUAGACGUGGUUGUCACACUAAAGAUGGUGGCGCGAAUCUAGUGCCGCUAGAUUUGGUGACACCUAAUUCUUUUGACAAUAAUUACUUUAGGAACUUGGUACAAAAGAAGGGUCUUCUUGAAUCGGAUCAGGUGUUGUUUAGUGGUGGAUCAACGGACAAUAUUGUUAGGGAAUAUAACGGUAAUACUUUAAAGUUCAAGUCGGAUUUUGCAGCUGCGAUGGUGAAGAUGAGCGAAAUUAGGCCGUUGAUUGGCGACGAAGGAGUUAUACGGAACGUUUGCGGUGUUUUUGAUCCGUAA
Helianthus annuus (common sunflower) is the source of this 589-nucleotide messenger RNA. RefSeq names its product lignin-forming anionic peroxidase. Lineage: Eukaryota; Viridiplantae; Streptophyta; Magnoliopsida; Asterales; Asteraceae. The coding region runs from base 26 to 589 and encodes 187 amino acids. The record is from RefSeq and is a predicted model, not a curated record. The transcript has a single exon. Gene Ontology annotation, biological process: response to oxidative stress. Gene Ontology annotation, molecular function: peroxidase activity; heme binding.